Acaromyces ingoldii is the source of this 2121-nucleotide messenger RNA. RefSeq lists its product as hypothetical. The coding region runs from base 1 to 2121 and encodes 706 amino acids. The transcript has 3 exons. Gene Ontology annotation, biological process: regulation of DNA-templated transcription. Gene Ontology annotation, molecular function: zinc ion binding; sequence-specific DNA binding. Lineage: Eukaryota; Fungi; Basidiomycota; Exobasidiomycetes; Exobasidiales; Cryptobasidiaceae. The record is from RefSeq and is a predicted model, not a curated record.
AUGGAGAGCACAGGCGAGGUGGACUACUUCUCUCAACGUCGCGGUUCAGUAAGCCGCUACGACGAUCCGCCACCAGAGGAUACAGUCAGGCAGGCGGCCGCUUCGUCUUCUUCCUCGACUGAGACAACGGCGACGACGAACAACACGGUCAUCACCGGUGCAUCCACCAGCGCCAGCACCGUCGAUGCUGCAGCUGGCCAGCCGCGCUCCGCAGAUGCAACAAUGAUGGUGGCGUCGCAGCCGCCCAUGACCGACUUCGACUCUUCCUUUCUGGCCAUCGCUGCAGCUGCGAGGGCGCAGGCCGAAGCAUCGGCCUCUACAAAUAGCGCCUACUCCUCCGGUGAUGUGCAUCCGCCUUCUGUACCUUACUCUGGCGCAUCAGCGCCUUUUCCCCUCCGGUCCAGACACCAGCGCACAGCCGUGCUCCAUGCACCUUCGGAGGACCCCAAGGCAGCCCGAAAUGAUAUAGAAGCCGCAGACGAAGCCGAUGCAGAGGAGCUGUCCAAGACGAGGUGCUACUGGGCAGUCCUUUCGACUGCGCCAACUUCUUCGCCAAUGUCCUCACCAGACUCCUCGCCGACGUUUCUCUACCUCGACCCCGUCUUUGCAAAGCACAUGGGCGCGCAAGCCGAGGCGAUGCUUGGCACCAGUUUCUUUGACUACAUCCACCCCGAGGAGAAGGCAAGGGCCGAGGUCGACAUGCGCAACAUCAUCGACUCCAGAACGCUGUUCGGCAGCGUGUCAAGGUGUCGGUACUCGAGAGUGCCGCGAAUUAGGAGAAUGCUUGGUGCAAAGGAGCCCCCGACGCCAAAAGAAGUCAAGGCAUUGCAGGGUCAACAGGCUGACUUUAUUCCCAUCGACAUUGUCGUCAACUGGAUCGGCGCCGACCUCGCUCUGUGCUUCUUCCACGCCAUCAUUGACAAGUCGCCCCAAGACAACGACGAAGAGAGGAAGACGGAGUGGUCGAACUGGUGCGGGAUGCCCCAAGGGUCCUUCACGGCAAAGGAUUCGCAAGACCUCUGGUCCAACGUCCGCAGCGUGCGCAAGCUGGAACCGAGUGUGACGGGGCCCGCCUACGUAUUUCAGAUUCUCUCAGCAGACUCACUGCCCGACGUCCUCUUUUCCUGGCCCCCACCGCGGCUCUACCCUCAGGGCGCACGCGAGAGGCAGGACAGGCAUGACACCCAGGUCAGCUAUGCAGACGGGUCCUACUUCCCAGACGACUUUGCCAAGCUUGCCCAGGGUGUCGACUCGCUCAAGAGGGAGCUGAGCGACGCCAACACGAGCUGCACGCGUCGCUUCCGGGCAAAGCAUACUCUCACGACAGACGCUAUGCUGAGAGGAGUCGAAAGCGUCUUGAUCCCGUAUGGCUCCAUCGUCUUGGCCUGCUUCGGCACCACGUAUGCCCAGCUCGUCGGCGGUCUUGAUUCUAUGGGCGCCGUUGCACCUCGACAGCCUCAAGCUGCACCGUUGCAGACUGCAAGCCAAGGUCGCCCAUCGGAUGCCUCUUCGCAAGCUGCCUUUUCCGCGUAUCCGCGCAAGAAGAGCAAGACCUCCUUCUCACCCGAGGCCGCCACGAGAGCGGGAGUCGCUUCCUCUGAUGAUGGCUCGGGCACCAGUGUUGCUACACUCGCCGCCGUCGCCGCUGCCGCUGCUGCACAGACGAAACGGUGCGAGAGCUGCGGGACGAGCAACAGUCCGGAAUGGAGAAAGGGUCCCGACGGAUCAAAGUCGAUGUGCAACGCCUGUGGCUUGCGGUAUUCGAGGUCGAUUGCCAGGGCUCGUAAGCGCGAGGAGCGCGCAAGGAUAGCGGCUGAAGUCGCGGCGAAUGGAGGGGUCAUCCCGCCGCACCUUCGCAAGCAGCCAGGUCAGCAGCAGAAGCAGAAACAACAGAAACAGCCAAGACAAAAGGAGAAGCACAAGCACCUCGUUGAGGCAGAUGAGAAAGAGGCGGCGAUUGAUUCGGCACCUCACAAGUCUCGACAGCAUGGCAAUGAAGACUUUCUCAGCAGCACCGCCGGUGCUUCGUUCGACCCAAACGUCUCGCAAGGUCCAGGCGGGCCUCUGGACAUGGCUCGCGCUGCUGCCCAGGUUGCUGCUGCUGCGGCUGGCCUUCAGUGA